AUGAGUGAAGAGGAGAAACAGCCGAUUUCCCCUACUGAUGUAGAAGCCAAGCUUCAUGACGACUGCACAAAUCACAAGGUUUUAGUGCCGAGAUUGGAUCUUGGAGAUAUGUCAUCCAAGUCAGGAGAUACGAGUAGACGAAAAUCAGAACAACAAAGAAAGUUAAUGCCGUUAUGGGCAUAUUUUUCUUUACGUGGGUUCUUCCAAUUGAUUGGUCGUACCGUUGGAGGAAAUCCAUUUGCAUAUAUCACUGUUGCCAUAUUAUUAAGCAUGAACUCAAUUGGAAUGUAUAAAAUGGUCUUAAAGGAUAGAAUACGGGAUGGCUAUACGCCAAUAAAUGCUCCAAGUCGAUACGAAACGGAUGUCAUUAGAGAAUUUUGGAAUUCAACAGGAGAUCCCAUGAUGACGCUGUUUUUAUUAUUGGCUAAAGAUGGCGGAUCAAUGCAUCGAAAAGAAUAUUUGGAUGAAGCUCAGCGCUUAACGCAAUUUAUGCAUCAUAACUUCACAGUGGAACAUAAAGAUGAGAAACUUAAAUUUCUGGAAAUGUGCCAUCCAUAUUGUAAUAUGAAUAAGGUUUUCGAAAUCUUUAAGGAAGGAUUUGAUGAAGAAUAUCAUAGAGCUCUCUAUAAUCAAAGUUUCUCAGAAAAUACAAAUUUAUCUUUUCCGGUCACAAACGUUAAUGGCUUUGAGAUUCAAUUAGAGCGAUCUUUGUUUGGAGUCAAAAUGACUGCACCCAAUUCAACCAAAAAUUCUAUUGAACAACAAAUAACGAAUAUGGACUAUGUAAAGGUUUUACUAUUCAUAUUCCGCGGUGACAAAGGUGAUGCCAAGCGGGAGGCUCAAUUUGCAGCUUGGGAAUUAGCUGCAUAUGAUUGGAGCUUAAAUGAAUAUAAUAGUACCUAUAUUGAUCUCAUGGUGGUUGGAACUGAAAUCCUUGAUGCCGAGAUGAUUCGUGAUGGACGACGCAUGACUCCAUUUUUUGCUGCCGGAUUCGGUUUUAUGAUAUCAUUUGUGAGCAGUUGUGUUUAUGCAAGCGCUGUUUAUUAUGGUUCUGUUGAUCGAGGCAAAAUUCUGGUUGGUAUCGGAGCAACACUCUGUCCAAUCUUAGCUAUAACAUCAACUUACGGAAUAAUUUCAUUCAUGGGAUGUCGAGUAAACUCAUUUAUGCUUGUUAUGCCUUUCUUAAUAAUGGGCAUUGGUGUUGAUGAUAGUUUCCUUAUGCUUCAUUCGUGGCAACGCAUGAGUCGCUAUGGUUAUUCCGUAGUAGAGCGAUUAGGAAUGGUUUACGAAGAAGUGGGGCCGAGUAUAACAAUUACUUCUUUAACAAAUUUCUUGUCUUUUGGAAUAGGUGCACUUACACCAACACCAGAAAUAAGACUUUUCUGUAUGGCAACAGCUAUUGCUAUGGCUUUAACAUAUGUUUUACAAAUAGUUUUGUUCGGCCCUGUUCUAGCUAUCGCGACACGGUUUGAACAUCCAUCAGCAGAAUAUACCAAAGAAGCUACUGGAUGGAGAAAGACUGUUGAUCAAGUAUCUCAGAGAGUCUUACGCUUCUAUUGUAAACUUAUUGGUCAUCGAGCUUUUAUGAUUUUCAUUAUUGGAGCAACAGUUGUUUACUGGUAUUUCGGCAUAAUUGGAAUUAUGAAUAUCAAAACACGUCUUGAUGCUGUAAAGAUUCUGCCAAGAGAUUCUCCAAUUCAACGUCCUAAUUAUAUUCUCACAAACAUUAUUUGGGCUGAAUAUCAUCCAGUCACCAUAUUGGUUAAUAGUCCAUUAGAUAUAUCUAAUCAUACACAAACCAGUCGUUUUUGGGAUAUGGUAUCAGAGUUCGAAAGCAUGCAUAAUGCUAAAGGACCUUCCUCCUCUAUGAUUUGGCUUCGUGACUUCAUCCAAUUUACGUAUUAUGGUGAACCAAUUGAUAUCUUAGCUUCUCUUUUUGGUAUAAAGAAGGAGAAGAAAGAUGUUCCGAUUGACCCUUACAAGGCUAAUUUAACAACUGCCCAGCUAUACAGUUUCUUAGAGUCUCCUUUCUAUGAGCAUUGGAAAACUUUCAUGAAAAUCAAAAACACAAGUUCUACACCUGUCGUUGAGAGAUUCUGGUUCACCGUAGCUUAUCAUAAUACUUCCACCUGGGAGACUAGAAUUGGGUUGAUGGAAGAUUGGAGAGAAGUCGCCAACAAGUAUACCGAUCUCAAUACUACCGUUUGGGAGCCAAAUGGCAUGUUCGUAGACCAAAUGCUCAGUUUGAAAACCGUUGCGAUGCAGACUGGUGUCUUGACUUUGGUUUGUAUGGCGGUUGUCUGUGCAAUUUUCAUUCCAAAUCCAUGCAGUGUCAUAACAGCUUCUAUAGCUAUAGCUUCAAUUAGCAUUGGAGUUGUUGGAUUUUUGUCGUGGUGGAACUUCGAUUUGGAUCCUGUAGUUAUGGCAGCAGUUCUUAUGACAAUCGGAAUGAGUGUAGAUUUCAUAGCUCACGUAUCAUAUCAUUAUCAGCUUACAAAUAAGAAAGUUAUAAGAAAUGGUAAAGUAGUGAAAAUAGCAGUCUCUGGGCCACAAGAGAAACUGGAACAUACAUUAGAGUCGGUUGGGUGGCCUAUGAUUCAAGCUGGUGUAUCUACUAUAUGUUGUAUCUUACCUCUUCUGUUUUUGGCGAGCUAUUCUCCUUCUGUUUUCGUUGCCGCCAUAUUUUUGGUUGUCUCUUGGGGAGCUCUUCAUGGUCUUGUGAUAUUACCGAGCUUUCUUGGAAGUUUACCGGAUUGCUUAACAAAUGCCAAUUGUUAUAGAACAUUCCUAUCAACGUCAUCGGAGAAAAGUUGUCGAUAUGUUGGGAAGAAGGAAGAUGUCGAUUCAGACAUUGAGCCAGACGAUCAUGGUGUUUAUCCUCCAUCCCAGAAAGCUGCUGAAAGGCAGCAAUUAGCUACUUAA
Auanema sp. JU1783 is the source of this 2922-nucleotide messenger RNA. The record is from the annotation of a GenBank genome assembly. Lineage: Eukaryota; Metazoa; Nematoda; Chromadorea; Rhabditida; Rhabditidae.